AGGAGCCCAGGCCUAGUGGCCACCUCCCCACAGCCUUGGCCCUCAGCUCGGGGUGUAGCCCAGCGAGUAGGGAGGCUGGAUGGGAGCGCGCCAACACGGCGAAGGAGGGCAGAGCUCUUUUAUCCACGUGUGGAGAGGAAGGGACCCCUUCGGGGGCGAGCUCCUGGGCAGCACUGGGAGCUGGGAAGCCGGUGGGCGGGGGGAUUUCCACUCCCUGGGUAAAGCCAUCGGAAAUUCACAAACUUCUGUUCGCAGAGAACCCGCGUUUCCCACAAAGUGAUAGAAAAGCGGCGGAGAGACCGGAUUAACCGCUGUUUGAACGAGCUGGGCAAGACGGUGCCCAUGGCCCUGGCGAAGCAGACCUCCGGGAAGCUGGAGAAGGCGGAGAUCCUCGAGAUGACCGUCCAGUACCUGCGGGCGCUGCACUCGGCUGACUUUCCCCGGGGAAGGGAAAAAGCAGAACUGUUAGCAGAGUUUGCCAACUACUUCCACUACGGCUACCACGAGUGCAUGAAGAACCUGGUGCAUUACCUCACCACCGUGGAGCGCAUGGAGACCAAGGACACCAAGUACGCGCGCAUCCUCGCCUUCCUGCAGUCCAAGGCCCGCCUGGGCGCCGAGCCCGCCUUCCCGCCGCUGGGGUCGCUCUCGGAGCCGGAUUUCUCCUAUCAGCUGCACCCAGCGGGGCCCGAGUUCGGGGGCCACAGCCCCGGGGAGGCGUCCGUGUUCCCGCAGGGUGCAGCCCCCGGGCCCUUCCCCUGGCCGCCCGGCGCGGCCCGCAGCCCGGGGCUGCCCUACCUGCCCAGCGCGCCCGUGGCGCUCCCCAGCCCCACGCAGCAGCACAGCCCCUUCCUAGCGCCGGUGCAGGGCCUGGAUCGACACUACCUCAACCUGAUUGGCCACGCCCACCCCAACGGCCUCAACCUGCACCCGCCCCAGCACCCCCAAGUUCUCUGACACCCGCCGCCCGCCCGCUUUCUCUGGGCACGGGCGCUGCGCUGCUUAGGAGAUACUGCGUGUUGUACAGGUGUAUAUAGCGUGCCGACCAACAGCGGGUGGGGAAGGCCAAGAGCAAAGCAAGUCUUCUGAAGGGUCUCCCCGGUAAUAAAUGUGUUCUGUUA
Messenger RNA from Myotis daubentonii (Daubenton's bat), 1121 nucleotides. RefSeq names its product helt bHLH transcription factor (gene HELT). Gene Ontology annotation, biological process: regulation of DNA-templated transcription. NCBI's taxonomy places the organism in Eukaryota, Metazoa, Chordata, Mammalia, Chiroptera, Vespertilionidae. Gene Ontology annotation, molecular function: protein dimerization activity; DNA binding. The record is from RefSeq and is a predicted model, not a curated record.